AUGUCAUUACCAACCAUUACAGACGUCCGCUUCGAGCAUCACAGACCAGGCCAGGCUCUCGGAGUCGACGACGCCACGCCGCGCAUAUCAUGGCGCUUCGCAGAUGCCCCGAACAACUUCUCACAAGAAGAAUACGAGGUCAAGGUUGAACGCAUCAUCGGCGCGCAGGUCACCCAGCUCGGCAGCAUCAAGGUCAUCUCCCCAGAAUCUCGCCUCGUGCCCUGGCCGCUCGAGCAACCGCUGGCUUCCCGCACGCGAUGCAGCGUCAGCGUGCGCGCACGCCAACAGGGACAGCGGGAAUAUACCGCCUGGAGCGAUCCCGCUAUCAUUGAGACGGGGCUCUUGGAUCGGAGAGACUGGUCGGCACAGCUGAUCUCUGCACCGUGGGCCGGCGACGACAUUGAGACGCCCCUGCCCGAGGACCUCUUCCGAAAAGACUUUACCUUUGACGCGCCGGUGCGUUCUGCGAGGCUUUACAUCACGGCGCUGGGUGUGUAUGAGGCUGAGAUCAACGGGAGGAGGGUCGGCGAUCACUUUCUGGCGCCGGGCUGGACGUCCUAUGACGACCAGCUGACUUACCAGACACAUGACGUGACCGAUCUUCUUUCUUCGCGGGACAAUUGUCUCGGCGUCCGCGUUGCCGAGGGUUGGUUCAAGGGGCGUAUUGGUUUCGAGGGCGGUCGCCGUAAUAUCUGGGGGCCGAGAACCGCCGUAUUGGCGCAAUUGGAGAUUGCCUUCGACGACGGCUCGACUCGUACAAUCACCACCGACAACACCUGGACCGUCAACAAGGGCCCGAUUCAGCGCUCCGAGAUUUACGACGGCGAAGUGUAUGACGCGACGGCCGAGGUGCCGGGCUGGUCGAUCCCUGGCUUCGAGGCCAUGGGAUGGGCCGCAGUCGAUACCCUGCCCCCGAUCGCAGAUACCGUCCAGCUCCAUGCGGGUGACGCCGAGCCUGUUCGACGCCUCGAAAUCGUCAAGCCCAUCGAAAAGAUCACGACCCCCUCCGGAAAGACGGUGCUUGACUUUGGGCAGAACCUCGUAGGCUACCUUCGGGUCAACAAAGUCAGGGGUCCCCGCGGCCAUAAAAUCACCCUGCUGCACGCCGAGGUUCUCGAGAAGGGCGAGCUUGGCAUCCGGCCGCUGCGUGACUGCAAGGCCCGGGACAUCUACACCCUCUGUGGUGAUGAGGCUGGCGAAUCGUACGAGCCUCGCUUCACCUUCCACGGCUUUCGCUAUGCCCAGGUCGACGACUGGCCAUCCGCAGAUAUUGACAUCCUGGACUCACUCGAGGCUGUGGUCUGCAAUACCGACAUGGAAGAGGCGGGAAACUUCACCUGUUCCGACGAAAUGCUCAACAAGCUGUACUCCAACGUCCGCUGGGGCAUGCGGGGCAACUUUCUUUCGGUGCCGACCGACUGUCCCCAGCGUGAUGAGCGGCUGGGCUGGACCGGCGAUCUCGCCCUAUUCGCCCCGACAGCGACCUUCAUCUACGAUUGUACGGGGAUCCUCAAGAACUGGCUUCGCGACUUGUGGGACGAACAGAAGCGGCAGGACGGCGUGCCGCCCAUGGUCGUGCCGAACGUCGUUCAGGGGCACUUUUUCUGGGGCAAGAUCUGGCCGGCUGCCAUCUGGAAUGACGUGACCAUCCUCGCGCCCUGGGCCCUCUGGGAAGAGACGAAUGAUCUGAACGUGCUCAUCCCGCAAUAUGACUCCAUGGUCGCUUGGCUUGGUGCCAUCCCGAAGAACAAGACUGGCAGUGUACAUCUGUGGGAUUUUGCCGCCCCUCAACUCGGUGACUGGCUGGAUCCCAACGCGUCCCCUCACGAGCCCUGGAAGGCCGUGACCGACCCUCCACUGGUCGCCAAUGCGUUCCUCAUCCACUCCCUCGACGCCAUGUCACAGAUCGCUGGCUUGCUGGGCAAAGAGUCCGAUGCAACCCGUUACCGUGAAGAGGCCGCCGCAUGCCGUCUCGAGUUCGCCGCCGAGUACGUGUCGUCAAACGGCCGCCUCACGUCGGACACGCAAACUGCCUACGCUCUCGCCAUCACAUUCAACCUCCUGGCACCCACUCAACUCCGUCGCGCCGGUGACCGCCUUGCCGAGAUUGUCCGCCGCAACAGCUUCCGCGUCGGUACCGGCUUCGCAGGCACUCCGUACAUCUGCGAGGCUUUGGCCCAAACUGGCCACUCCGAUGUCGCCUAUGCCAUGCUGACUGAGCGGGCGUGUCCGUCGUGGCUGUACCCCGUCACCAUGGGCGCGACGACCAUGUGGGAGCGCUGGGACAGCAUGCUCCCCGACGGCAGCGUCAACCCGGGCGAUAUGACGAGCUUCAACCACUACGCGUACGGCGCCGUGGCCAAAUUCAUGGUCGAGCGUCUUGCCGGUCUUAAGAGGGCGGAAGCUGGGUGGAAGAGAGCAAGGACGGAGCCAGAGAUUGGUGGAGACUUCACGUGGGCGAGGGCAGAGCAUCUGACGCCCUAUGGACGGGUCGCCAGUUCGUGGCGGCUCGAGGGCAAGGAGGGCGAUUUGACGCUUACCAUUGACGUGGUUGUGCCGCCGACCACGGAGAUGGAGGUGGUGAUCCCUGGUGACGAACCGAGGACCGAGACUGUCGGCUCGGGAGAGUGGUCGUUCAGCGUGCCGUUCACGAGGCGGUAUGAAUGGCCUGUCAAGCCCAUCUCGGCCAUGCCUGUCUGA
Verticillium alfalfae VaMs.102 is the source of this 2700-nucleotide messenger RNA. Its product is annotated as bacterial alpha-L-rhamnosidase domain-containing protein. The record is from RefSeq and is a predicted model, not a curated record. The transcript is spliced from 2 exons. Lineage: Eukaryota; Fungi; Ascomycota; Sordariomycetes; Glomerellales; Plectosphaerellaceae. Gene Ontology annotation, biological process: carbohydrate metabolic process. Bases 1 to 2700 code for a protein of 899 amino acids.